AUGGAUCCUGCAGCUAUAGCCAACGUUGGAAAAUCGUCGCUCGCGCUCAAGGAGGCAGCGCUAGCGUUCAUACCUCUUACAUCUGUAGCGCUUUCAUUGCGCAUGUAUGUCCGAAUAUUCAUUGUUAAAGGAUUUGGACUAGACGAUGUUUUCCUGCUCGUCGCACAGGUUUUCUUCUUCGUUUUCUGCGGCAUCGCUAUCAAGCUGAUCAAUCUGGAACAUGAUCCAUCGAUGAUCAAAGCCUUCUCGGGUAGUGCUAAGCAGGCAUUUGCGGCGAUUGAGAGCAUCUACACGGAUUCUGUUCUCUUCACCAUCUUCUACGUCUUUUCGGUUGUCUUCUUGAAGAUCUCGCUCGCCUUCUUCUAUCUCCGAAUUGUCAUUCAACGAUGGCAGAGGGUUGUGAUAUACAUGACAGCUACUACGAUGACUCUUUACGGCCUUGCAUACUCCUUCACUUACUUGUUCCGAUGCGGCUCGGACGUACAUCAUCAACUCGUGUACAGAGCUGCUGGGAAAUGCAUUCCGGAUCAUACACUACUAAUCAUGACAUACGUCCUUGGAAUCUUGGAUACCCUGACCGAUUUCGUUUACGCCUUCUUGCCGAUCUACGUUUUGUGGAACUCAAACAUGCCACUUGGAAUGAAGUUCACAGCAGGCUUCUUACUCUGCAUUGGAUCUGUCAGUUCGAUAUGCGCUUUGGUCCGCGUAGCCACCCUAGCGAACUUGACAUUGGAUGUCAAAUUCUUCAAACAAGCUGUUGAGACUGGACUCUGGAGCAUCAUCGAACCCGGUCUUGCGAUAGUGGCUACAUCACUCGCAGCAUGCAGACCGCUUUGGAGGAAGGUUUCGGAAAGCAGCUCCACUGGCUCUCUCAUCAAGAACACUUUCAUGUUCAAAUGGUCGUCGGCAAAGAGGAGUGGCAUAUCAUCAAGCAGCAGUCAAUCUCGCAGCGGCAAGGCGGUCAGCAGACCCAGUGGACUCGGCUUUGUGGAGCGCUCAGAGGCGAACAGAGGAUUCAAAAAAUUUAACGAUGCCGAGUAUGGUGUGUCAACGGCUACGGUCGCUGUCGGCGACGAGAGAGAGAUGACGGAGUUGCAAGAUCUUGGCAGGUUGGAAGCACAAGAUGAUUUCAGAGAAGAGGAGGAGGAUAAGAAGUCGUUGGUCAGAGCCUCGAUGACACCGAGUGAACGUCAAAGCAGGUCGAAGAUCUUCAAGACGAGAGACGUCCGGGUGGAUGUACGGACUGCUCCAUGA
Molecule: messenger RNA, 1254 nt
Organism: Aureobasidium pullulans EXF-150
Lineage: Eukaryota; Fungi; Ascomycota; Dothideomycetes; Dothideales; Saccotheciaceae
Exons: 3
Coding region: 1-1254 (417 amino acids)
Source: RefSeq, a predicted model, not a curated record